Messenger RNA from Cornus florida, 1083 nucleotides. RefSeq names its product F-box/LRR-repeat protein At3g48880-like. Bases 6 to 617 code for a protein of 203 amino acids. The transcript is spliced from 2 exons. Lineage: Eukaryota; Viridiplantae; Streptophyta; Magnoliopsida; Cornales; Cornaceae. The record is from RefSeq and is a predicted model, not a curated record.
CCAUCAUGUCAAGAUUAUCCAAUGAAUACCGACUAAAAAAGCUUGAUGAAACCGAACUGAUUAAGUUUGUUGUCAGUCGUAGUAAUAGGUGUAUUGUUUCGCUAGUGCUUUCUAACAAUUGUUCAGAAGAAGCAAUAACUUAUGUAGCUCAAGGGUGUCCUGCCUUGAAAUAUUUGGAGCUGCGCAACGACUCGCGCGCUAAUUACUUAAAAUCUUGGUCAUACUCCCGUACUUGCUCGUCUGCUCUGAUGUCCCUCGUAUGCAAGUGGCAUGAUUUGGAAGUGAUCAAAUUUGGGGGCAUAGGUUUUAUUGAAAAAACACUCACCCAAAUCAGUCUUCACUGCAAGAACUUUGUUGGGUUGACCAUUUUUUUAGCAUGCAUUACGAAAGAGGAAGCAUUGGCUAUUGUGACCUUGCUGCCAGGCAUUAAGCAUCUGGAAUUAAGAAAUGCAAUCAUCGCACCGGAGAACUUAGUGAUGAUUUUACGGGGUUGUAAAAAGCUUGUGCAUUUCGAUGUUAGGGACGGCGUUCGUUUUAGAGUUGACAACGAGAUAUUGAAGCUUGCUGCUCAUAUUCCUACUUUCAAGUAUGAAGGUUCAAGACUUGGAUCAAUUUGAUGCCGACAGCGUUUGUUUUAAAGUUGAUUAUGAGAUAUUGAAGCUUGCUUCUCGUAUUCCUACUUUCGAGUAUGGACAUUCAGAUGUCCGAGGAGCUUGAAUUUGCUGACGAACUCUUGAAUUUCUUUUAUGUAAUGCAUUCGGUAGGUUAGUCCUAAGACUGUUCCUUUUUUUUAUUCCUAUUUGAUUCUUUGGUCACCAAUUUGGUCUGAGGAUAAUAAUCAUUCAAGAAAUUCUUAUCCAACUCGUCCUUCACUGUGAAAGAUAAAGCAUCGACUACUGUGAUCUUGAUGCCAAAGAUAUAUGCAAGACUCCAAAAGUAUUUCUAUGACAUUGAUGAAAGAUUGUAGAUUGUGCUUUUUUCAUAAAGGAUAUGUUCCUUCUCUUUACGGAAAUUAAAAAUAUAAAUUUUUAAAACAAAAUUGUUCUUUAACCUCUUCUUAUUUCUCUCCUACUAUUUCCCUGU